CUCUCUCUAAAAAAAAAAUAAAUAAAUAAAGAAAACCUCUCUUUUCUUUCUUCUCUUUCUUCUGUGUGUGUUUCUCAGAGAUAUAGAGAGAGAAGGAGGAGAGAGAGAGAGAGAGAGAGAAGAGUGGCUGGCCCAGUAGAUCGAAAUCUUCUCCUCCUUUUCUUCAACCUUAUGACGAUCUAAGAAGCUCCUUCAAUGGUGUUGUUGUUUGCUCAAACACACCACACACUUUGCUGCUAUUUGUUUUUUUGUCCCUAUAAUUAUUAUUGAUUUCACUUCUAGUACCUUUUUCUAGGCCUCAAAUAGUGGGAGUCUAAAAGGUUCUCAAUCUUUUGCCCCCUUCUGAUGAUGUUGGUGUCUUGAAUGGUGGAAUCCAUGUGAGAUUCUUUGGAGGAUGUGGGUCUGAGUGUGAUCAAUUAUCAGGAAUGGGAACCAAAGUCCAGAAUCCGCCAGGAUAUUACUCAAUGAGAGAUCUUAAUGAGGAAUCCAGCAGCUGUGGCUGGCCCCUAUUCUAUGGAGAUAAAACACCGACAAAUGGGAAGCAUUAUAAUAGUUAUCUGCCAAGUCCUACUGCAGAUGCAUGUUCGGUGUAUGAUAAGGACGCUGUGAAGCGGAUGAUGCUUGAGCACGAGGCUAUAUUUAAGAAUCAGGUCUAUGAACUUCAUCGUUUAUACAGAAUACAAAGGGAUUUGAUGAGCGAAUAUAAAAGGAAAGAAUUUCACAGAAACCCUAUACCUGCUGAGGCAUCAUUUUCCGCAGGUCCUUUGACAUCUCAAAUAACGAAUGAAGAUGCCAAAAAAUGGCAUACCUCUGGCUUUCCCAUAGGAAGUUCUACUUGUGCUAAAACAUCUGUUUCAGGUGCUGAGGGCAUUCAUUCUCCUUUGGGUUCCAUUAAAGGAAUGAGCCAGCAAGAUGGUCCAUUUCCAUCCCCAAAUGGGUGUAGUUUAAAGGAUGUUGAUGCGCUUGAGUCCAGACCAUCAAAGGUUAGGAGAAGAAUGUUUGACCUCCAUCUCCCUGCAGAUGAGUACAUUGAUGAUACUGAGGAAAAUGAAAAGCUCAGCAAUGAAAAGAUAGGUGGUCCAACAUUAUUUCUUUCUGAUAGAAAUUGUAAAAAUGGAAAAGAGGAUGAUGGGAAACAUUUUUAUGGCAAUGGUGUGAAAACUGGUAGCCAGGAGGACGCAUCAAGAUCUGAGCAGUCUUUAAGCAUAAGAAAUGGUUUGGCUGACUUGAAUGAACCUGUUCAAGUGGAAGAAACAUAUGAUUUUCCUUAUGUUCACCUUCUGAGCCAUACUUCCCGUCAAGCUGCAACUGAAUGCUCCGAUCUUACUGCCACUUCCAAACAAAAGUCGCAAUUUUUUGGUUUAUCCAGGGAAAAUUUACCAAACUCACAUCAUGGAACUGACAGUUGGGCCCGAAAUAAUGGAUAUUUGAAGAACAAUGAGACUGGUAAAGGGUGGAUUCCGUCAUCGGUGGAGGCAGGGCAAUCUAAAAGCAACCUACAACCCAUUCCUCAAGUCCUCAAACUGGAGAAAUCACUUUUAUCUUCCCAAACAAUGCAAGAUGCAAUUAGUAAAGUUCAUGAACCUGCAUCUGAUUGUCUGGAUGGUCGAAGAAAGGGUGAUAUGUGGAGAGAAAAGACAGCUAGUGAUUUACAUAUGGGUGAAAGAAAUCAUGAAUACUCCAUUAAUAAGCAUCUUGAAUCUGUGGCACCUCUACAUCGACCUGGGCUUUCAGCGGUUGCUCCUUCCUAUGAUCUAUCUAAGUCCUGGUCUCAUUCAGCUUCUUCUUGGGACAUGGCAAGCAGCAGCCUGAGCCAGAAGUUGUCAUCUGUUCAGACACCUCCAUAUCUAAAUGUACCUGGUGCGUUGAGUAGAGGUUCCCAGUCACGUCAAGUCAAUGGGAUAUUGGAAGAUAGUUGGCCUCUAAAUAUCAAUUCCAAGCCUAACCCAGGUUUUCAAUAUGAUGUACCUAUACAGAACAGAUUUUACCCUGGGUCUUCAUCUGUGUCCAAGGAACCAUCAAUAAACAUCUCUUCUAUUAACAAUGACUAUCUGAACAAUGACUGUAAGAUAAUUCCUGAACGAUUCAUCAACAAUGAUUAUAAGGUUUCAAAUUCCAAUUGCAAUGGAAAGAGAUCUGGAAAAGAUAUUGACUUGAAUGUGAUUCUUUCAAAUGGUUCGUGCAACAACUUAGUUCCCCAGUCCGGUGUGGGGAUAAGGGAUGGAGAAUUGAAGCAUGAGGAGCGUCAUGCUGUGCUUCCUUGGCUUAGAGUGAAGACUACUUGUAAGAAUGAAGCACAAAAUACUGAGACAGGCAGUACUACAGGAAACUCGAGUUUUUCCCAUGCUGCUUCAAUAUCCAACAAAGAUAAAACUGGAAAGGGGCCAAGCGGAAAAUUUAUGCACAGUGCAACUUCAGUUUUGUGUUCUUAUAAUAUUGAGCCAAGGAGGACAGGGAUAAGUGAAAGCUCUAGUAAUAAGAAAAUUCUUGGUGUUUCCAUAUUUGAUAUGCCUCAUAUUUCUCCCAAGGAGCUGUCUUCAAUCACUUCUCCCGUGAUGACAAUUCCCAAUCCUUCUGAUGUAGAAGUGGUGGAAACUAAAAAGAAAAGCCAGAUAAUUGAUAUUAACUUGCCUUGUGAUGCUGAUGUUGUUGAGUUGGACAAAGAAGCAUUCACUGAAACUGUUGUUAGUAAGACAAGAUCUCCUACAACAGGAGCAAACCACCAAAUUGAUCUGAACUUGACAAUGAGUGAGGAUGAAGAAUCUUUGACAACUGUACCAAGUGCCGAUAUAAAAAUGAGGGUAGAAAUAGAUCUAGAAGCCCCUGCUGUUCCUGAGGAGGAGGAGGAGGAGGAGGAUGCUCCUGCGGAAAAGCAGCUUCAAGCUUCUGUAGCAUCACCACAAGGCCCACAAGACAGGGUUGAACAGCAACAGGAUGAACUUGUGAAAAAUGCAGCAGACGCAAUCGUGGCGCUGUCAUCUCUUCCCUGUGAUCAACUGGAUGCUGUGAUCAGUAGUCCAUCAGAAAGUCCAGUGGUGGACCCGCUAAGUUGGUUUGUGGAUGUAGUUUCCUCAUAUAAAGAUAAUCCUGAGGGCAAGUGUGGUCUUUCAAGAGAAAAUAAUGGUCAAGAUAAUGAGUGUUCCUCUGACCCAGGGGAUUACUUUGAGUACAUGACAUUGAACAUGAAGGAGAUGAAGGAAGAAGAGUACAUGCCCCAGCCUCUUGUUCCAGAAAACUUCAAAGUGGAAGAAACAACUCCGGUACCUACUCGGGCACGAAGGGGGCCAGCAAGACGAGGGAGGCAGCGGAGGGAUUUCCAAAGGGACAUCCUUCCAGGCCUUGUGUCUUUAUCAAGGCAUGAAGUGACAGAAGAUAUUCAGACAUUUGGAGGGAUUAUGCGAGCAGCAGGUCAUUCAUGGAAUUCAGGAUUGACCAGGAGAACCUCAUCCAGGAAUGGAAGUGGGAGGGGAAGGCGGCGUGCUCAGGUUGCCCCUUCUCCCCCGACACCGCCACCAGCACCAACCAAUGAAACUAGCACCCCGCUGAUGCAGCAGCUUAAUAAUAUUGAAGUCGGAUUGGAGGAUAGGAGCCUAACAGGUUGGGGCAAGACAACCAGAAGGCCCCGCCGACAAAGGUGCCCUGCAGGUAAUCCUCCAUUGAUCCCGUUAACCUAAUCACCACAAGAGGCUUAAGAUUUUUAGAUGAGAAUAUAUAGAGGUAAGCAGGAUCAGUUCUACAUUGACGUUCCGAGGCAUGAGGAUUUGUCUUGUAAAUUUCUUCAACCCGUAUUUGGGUAUAUGCUUGAUUUUCAGUCUUCGGGUGAUACCAACUUGUAUUAUUCUUAAAUAAUGUUGCAUGAUUUCUUCUUAUUAUCUUUUUAUAGAACUUUUGAGAUAUAUACCAGUGUCCCUUCAUUUCA
This is a messenger RNA of Lotus japonicus, 3919 nucleotides long. RefSeq lists its product as uncharacterized. The record is from RefSeq and is a predicted model, not a curated record. The transcript is spliced from 4 exons. Bases 426 to 3674 code for a protein of 1082 amino acids. Lineage: Eukaryota; Viridiplantae; Streptophyta; Magnoliopsida; Fabales; Fabaceae.